CCCCCCUCACUACAGACCUCAUGACUACAGAUCCCAUGACUCCACUGCAGUAAAGCUGUAGGCUAAGGGCUGUAGCAGGCAGCUGCUGAUAUGUUGGUGUGGUCGAAGUAGCCGAAGCUUGUAUAUCUUGCGUACAUCUAACAUAUACUAACUGACUAGCUAGCUAUAUCUUAUCUAUAUUUUGUAAGGGAGCUAUCAAACCAAACUGAGAUCGAAAGUAGCUACAAUUGGUACAUUUUCGGAAUUACCAUUUCCUGUCAUUUUGAUAGGCAUUUCCUGUUGCGAAAUAGCUAGGUAGCGGUUCGUGGCAGUAAGCUAGCUGACGUUGGCUAAUUGGUAGCCUAGCUGGCUAGAUGAUGAAUUGUAGCAUACUUGGAAAUAAUCAUUAUUUGCUGAACGACAUUGAAUAUGGAAGGAUCGUGUAAUAUUGGCACGUUUUACCGGGGAUAUAUUACAACGGACAUAAUUUUUACAGGAUAACCUUAGCUACAUGAAAUGUCAUAACGUUAAGAUAGCCGCGGAGAUGGAGGGACCCACAACCCCCUGAAUAGCUGCACUGAUGGAGAAAUGUCCUCCUCCAAGAUGAGCAAGUCGAAUACUGCACAAGGUUUAGCGGAAUUAUAUUAGCGUCUAUCUUAUCUCUAUAGCUAUAUUAGUCUGUCAAGCAAAUGGGAGACUGGUUAUUCGGGCAUAGCUCAUAAUUGACAGCUAACGUUAGUUGCUGGUGAAGAAAUCACUGCUGUUUUUGGCAUCUGCAAACAACAAGACUGGCUUUGUCAGACAAACCUUAGGCCUUGUCCAGAAAACAAAGUUAAUUUGUAAAACUGACAUCGCUGGAAAUAAGGACAUUUGAGCUUUCUGCAUCGUCAUUUGAGCAUUCUGCGUCGUUUUGAUUGAAGUGAGGAUAAUAUUUCCUCAUCAUCUGACUGAUAGUUAUCAUGAGGAAGUUCUUUGAUUCAUCUCGUCGGGAGUUGGUCAGUUCAGGACCUGGUUCUGGAGGAGGUAGCAGUGGAUCCAGCCAUGUAGGUGGCAAUUUAAUUGGACGUUCAUGUACCAUAGGGCGGCACCAAGUCACUAUUGAAGAAACAGUGGCCGAAGGGGGUUUUGCCAUCGUGUUCCUGGUACGAACCAGCCAAGGACUCCGCUGUGCCCUCAAGAGGAUGUAUGUCAACAAUGAGCACGACCUGCAGGUGUGCAAGCGAGAGAUCCAGAUCAUGAAGGACCUGGUCGGCCAUAAGAACAUCGUUGGCUAUCUGGACUCUAGUAUCACCACUUGUGGAGGAGGAGAUGUGUGGGAAGUGCUCAUCCUCAUGGACUACUGUAAAGGGGGCCAGGUGGUGAACCUGAUGAACCAACGUCUGCAGACAGGCUUCACAGAGGCAGAGGUGCUGCAGAUCUUCUGUGACACAUGUGACGCCGUGUCUCGACUGCACCAGGGCAAGACACCCAUCAUCCACAGGGACCUCAAGGUGGAGAACAUCUUGUUACAUGAUAAAGGCCACUAUGUGCUGUGUGACUUUGGCAGCGCUACCAAUAAGUUCCAGAACCCACAGAUUGAAGGAGUGCCAAUAGUCGAUGAUGAAAUAAAAAAGUACACCACUCUGUCAUAUCGUGCCCCUGAGAUGGUAAACCUCUACAAUAGCAAGAUUAUCACUACUAAAGCUGACAUAUGGGCGAUGGGCUGUUUGCUGUAUAAGCUGUGCUACUUCACUCUACCCUUCGGGGAGAGUCAGGUGGCCAUCUGUGAUGCCAGCUUCACCAUUCCUGACAAUUCCCGCUACUCCUACAACCUGCACUGCCUCAUCCGGUACAUGCUGGAGCCCGACCCUGACAAAAGGCCUGACAUCUACCAGGUGUCCUACUUUGCUUUUAAAUUGGCUCGUCGGGACUGCCCUGUUCAGAAUGUGAAGAACUCUCCAAUUCCUGCUCAACUCCCUGAGCCAAUCAAAGCCAGUGAGGCAGCUGCAGCGAAGAAGAGCCAGAGCCAGACACAGAGUAAGGCCAGGUUGACAGAUCCUGUCCCCACCACUGAGACCUCCAUCACGCCACGGCAGAGGCCCAAAGCUGGCCAUGCCCAGCCCAGCACUGGCAUCCUGCCAAUUCAACCGGCUGCCCUCACCCCUCGCAAACGGGCCAAUCUCCCUGCACUUCCUCUAGGAGUCAACUUAAACCUUGCCCAGCAAGCGGCAGCCCUCCAAUCACAGAAGGCACAGAUCACAGCUCCGCCUCAGCCAGUGACCGGCCGUUCACAGAACCCUCCUAGUCAGGCCACACUUCAGCUGGGUGGAAAGCCCCAAGCUGGUGCUCAGCAGAAGCAGCCAGGGCAACUGCAGCAGCAGCCAAUCGCGGCAGCAGUCACCGCAGCAGGGGGAGGAGUCCCACCUGUGCAGGCCAAGACGGAGGCCCCGAGCGCCCCACUACAGGCCGUGCCUCCCUCGCUGGCCAGUCCCACCCCUCAGAAGGCCCAGGUCCCAUCUAGCCCAGCCCCACCCAAAGCCCCAGCACGUCGUAAGCAGGCAGGCCAGAGCCAGACCCAGCAGCAGCCAACCGCUCAGCCCACUCCAGUCCAACCUCCGGCUGCACAGCAGCCUACAGCUCAGCAGCAACCAGUUCCUCUACAACCUGUUCCUCUACAACCAGUGGCCCAGCAGCCACCUGUCCAGGCCCAGUCCAUCCCUGCUAAAACCAGUCAGAACACAGCUGAGACAGAGACGACUUCUCUUCCUGCUCUGUCCAAGACUCCGCCCCACUCUCCAAAGGCUGCAGAGCACACCCCGAGUGACUUUACCCAGAAUUCGGUCGGUGGGCUACCUGGAAGUGACUCCACCCAGCCACUGCAAGAGGCCACAGCAGAAGAUGGCCUCAACCAGUUAAUAUCUGUUGGUACAAUUCCACCCAAUUCUACCCAGUCCCUUCAGCAGAGUAUGUGUGAACCAGCCCAGGAUGGCAACUUUGCUGCCUUUUCCCCUUCCCCUGCCUCUGCCCCUGGCCCUCCCAUCGGCUCCCUCAGUCAGCCCGCCUGGAACCCUUUUGGUGAUGAUGACUUCUCCAAUCUCAGUGCGGAGCAUCUGAUUAACAAAGACUUGGUUGACGAACAGGCUGAUGACGUGUCUGCAGAGGUGGAGACGGCCCCCAUAGAGGACCUGAUACCUGGCCUGCUGGAGGUCUCCUCCCCUGGGGAAACAGCCCACCAACCUGCUGUAGAGCAAUCUGGAGACCUCCUUGGCCUGGAUACAGGAGAGUCUUUGACUGUUCCGGUCCCGUUCAGCAUCCUAGCACUCUCAGACACUCCAGAGAAGCUUAUUGAGGGACUGAAGUCCCCAGAUACACACCUCCUGCUCCCUGACCUCCUGUCCAUGGCUGAUCCUUUUAGUGGAACUAUGGAGGAGGCUGUCAAUGUAGUGGGUCCAAUAGAGGAGUCUCUGGUGAGUCUGGACUUUCUCAUCCCUGGUCUGGAAGCUCCUGUGUCCCAGUCUGAGACAGACUCUGCACUGCUUCCUGACCCCCUGCUUGGAGAAGACACUCUGCUGGGCUGCUCUCUCAUCUCUCCCCCCUCUGGAGCCUCCUCUCUCUCCUCUGCUCCCGCUUCCACUGGCACUGGGUCUGUUCUGGAUGAGUUUGACCUGGUAUCUGCGAGUUGCACCCAGCUGCUGGCAGACUCCUCUGAUCUCCUGAUCUCAGGCUUUGAGCCUGUGCCGAGUGCAGAUACGGGCAACGAGGAUGAGUUUGACCCCAUCCCUGUCAUGGGCUCCAAAAACUCCUCUCAAGACCUGCAGAUGGAACCUAGCAGCUGUGAGACACUACCAGGUUCCUCCAGGACCGACAGCUCUGGACCAGCUGUUGAAGAGGAGCACAGACAGAGACUUCCCUUUGCCCACAGCAGCAUCAUUCCCCCCUCAUUGUACCCAGAUGAGACAAACUCCCACCCGUUGCUUUCUAAGUCCUCUGACCAGCCAAUCAAGCCUGGCCAGAAACAGUCCCAGUGUCUCUCACCUCCUACACAGCAGCACACAGUCCCCUCCCCUGAUAUCUUCCUGCAGGCCCCUUUCAGGAUUGCAGGGAAAGAAGGGAGAGAUGUGUUUACCAACUCCCCUUUCCCUCUGGCCCACAAGCCUGCUCUGCCAUCUGAUCCUUUCCUCCAGGCCCCCUUUGGGAAGAGGAAUGAGAUAGCUGGGGCUGCUGUCUCUGUCUCCCACCCUCCACAGCCCAACAAACAGCCCCUCUGCCAGGUCCAGCCAAACACCCACCAGUCCCAUGGUCUUUUACAUCCCAGUGUCCAGGGGACGGCCCUGUUCACACCGGUUGCUGCCCCUAGGCCCAUCAUCUGGCAGGCCCAGCCCAGGUACUCCCGGUGCUCAGAGGUCCCCCUGCCCCAGCAGCCUGUCGCAGCCCACCGAGUGGUCUCCAGUGUGGGGCAGCAGGCUGCUGUGGGCUCGGUGGCUGUGGGCCCCCUGCACUCCUGGACCAUUGGAGGCAGAGCUAUAGUGGAUCCAUUCAUCAGGGCCCCCUUCCACCCCAGAUGCCAACAGGGAAAGCCUUGAUAUCUGGACCCCCCCUUCCCUCUCCCCAAAUUCAAUAUCUGGCCCCACACCAAAUGCCAAAGCUGGCCUCCAUCUAGUGCCUACACGUAAGGGGGAGGUUAUCAGUGGAAGUCUGUCCCAGGCCAGCCCUGCUCUUUCCCCCUGUGGAGGGCAUAACCCAGUCCCAGCAGCCCUCUUGUAAGUGUGCAAUCUAGAUUAAUCUGGCUCCCUCUGUUGAGGAUGUAAUAGGUAGACUGACUGUUUUUCUGUGCAAUUGCAGUAUUAAUCAUGACUUGCUCCACCUUGCCCAUAUUCAACUUGUUUUUUUACACGCUCGUUCUACCUCAGCUUUCUGAUUUGCCUUCAGAUGAAACACUGGUAGAUUGCGGCACUUCAUUUGCAUUUCAUGAGGAUUUCCAGGACACAUCAAACUGCUAAAACCUUAUUGAAAAUACAGAUUGUCCAGGAUCGUUUCACUUUAAAAGUGCUAAUGGCAAUCUACCCUUUCUGAAUUUGAGAAAUCUCCCGUGUAAAAGGAAAAGAAGAACAAAGGAUUUUGUCUUAUUUGUUAAAGGUUUGUGUUUGUAUACUUACUGUGUAUAUAUAUAUAUUUUUUUUACAUUGUUUUCAACACCAUGUUAAUAAUAUACUAAUGUUGUGUAAAUCACAUUGGGUUUAUAUGGUUCGACUUGAUAUACUAUGGUAGUUCUAAAUUACAUCAGUUGAGUAUUUGCCUGAUGAGCUGGUGACAUUUGACCUCUGUCAAACGUGUAUAUUCUCCCUCUAUUACUCCAUAAUUUUUAACUGUUGUUUUACGCAGUUUCCUUCUUCACAGGUCAACAGGUCUUUAAAUGUUUUAUAAAAAGACCUGUUGUCAACAGCAAGAGGAAAGGCUUAUCGUGAAGGAUACUUAGCUUUGGUCCAUAACCAUAGCAGGAGUCUCUAUGCUGUAUUUGAAUGUCUUGGUAAGUUACUAUGGAUCAAAAUGCACUCUAACAUACAGUAAUGUUAUAUGGAGGCCAACAGACAGCAGCUUGACACUGAGUAUUCCAAACAUUAGGAACACCUUCCUAAUAUUGAGUUGCACCCCCCCCACCCCCCCUCAGAACAGCCUCAAUUCGCAUUGACUCUACAAGAUGUUGAAAGUGUUCCACAGGGAUGCUGGCCAAUGUUCCGUCUAAGCUGCGCUCGGGCACGCAGCUCCCUGGGACUGCUACAAGAAAUAUCAGAGCGCGCAGAGAAGCACGAGAUUGAACUUCACGCAACUUUCUAGUUUUCCCUGUUAACACAAUCACCGUUUCCCUUUACUGUGGGAAUUGUGAUCAAAUCAACACAAUAUUAGCAACUUUCAAUGCAACAUCUCAAAACAAAACAAAAUAUGCAAGACUUAGUAUGCAAAACUAACUUUACAAGAGAUUUUGUUUGUUGACAGAACGCAUCAGAGCAGGAUUCUAUUACAUUGACAGGCACGACUCGGGCACAUACUCUACAUAGACCAGUGCGGCAUAACCAAUCAAAGCUGCAGUAGGCCUAUAUGCAAAUAGACCAUUGCCAUAUAUGUAUCAGUGCCAAUCCUUUGAACUGGACUGUGUUUACAGCAUCAGCGGUCAUGGGAAGAUGCACUUGUUUUGAUAUCAAAGUGAACACCACACAUUGGCUGCUAUUGUAGGCUGAAUUGUAGGCUAUUUCCAUGUUAAAAUGUUAUGGGAUGCAUUUUCCCCAUUGUUUUUGAUGGUUGGCCACUCUUGUAGGACUACAUUAUGAUCAAAUAGCCACAGUAGCCUACUUGAACACUGUUAAAACUAACUUUUAAAGCGGGGACAGCGUCAGUGUUCACAGAAAACGCCGGAAGUUGCACAGAAUUUGCACAUUGAAGUUUGCGCUCAGCAGAAAUUUGCUCAACGAUUAAACAUUUUUGAGGGAACAUUGAUGCCUGCCCAUGUUUACUCCAAUGCUUCCCACAGUUGUCAAGUUGGCUGGAUGUCCUUUGGGUGGUGGACAAUUCUUGAUACAUAUGGGAAACUGUUGUGUGAAAAGCCCAGCAGCAUUGCAGUUCUUGACACAAACCGGUGCACCUGGACCCUACUAUCAUAUCCCGUUCAAAGGCACUUAAAUAUUUUGUCUUGCCCAUUCACCCUCUGAAUGGCACACAUACACAAUCCAUGUCUCACCUGUCUCAAGGCUUAAAAAUCCUUCUUUCACAUGUCUCCUCCCCACUGAUUGAAGUGGAUGUAAUAUGUGACAUCAAUAAGGGUUCAUAGCUUUCACCUGGAAUCCCCCGGUCAGCCUGUGUCAUGGAAAGAGCAGAUGUUCCUAAUGUUUUGUACGCUCAGUGUAUAUUGUACGCCUAUUUCCCUUUAAUGCAUAAUAAAAUGCAUAAUAACCUACUUACAGCAAUGAUUCUCAAACCUUUUCACCCUACAGACCAUAGGAAAAGUCUCUAUGUACCACCCAAAGGCAAAACAUUUAAUAAUAUGCCACAUAAUAUUGAUGACGUAAAUGAAAGACUUCCUUGUUGUGCCUUACAUUGCACUUCAGAUUAGGAACCUCUGACCUAUCAUUUUCCAUUUUCCACAUUCCAUUAAUACUGUGUGGAUGGCGUAUGUUGCCGUAUUUUUUUCUCUCUCACUUUGUGUGCGUCAUUUGGACGAAUGCUGUACGGAUUUAAUAUGCUCUCGUUAUCUCUCUCACUCUGGAUGUGUGUCUAUUCCUGGUAUUGAUCUAUGAAGUUCCAUUCAUAGGAAGGGGCUGUUGAGGACAGCACAGCAGUCUGAUGCUCUCACCUGUGAUUACUGUUCAACAACACCCUCACUGGUCAAUGCUUUGUUAACAUCCACACUGUGCUGUAAACAGAAUGAAGGAUUUUUCAUGAAAUGAUGUAGUAGGCUGCUUGUUUCUUAUUAUUCAGUCGCUUUACAUGUCUACCAAUCUAAUUAAACAUUCAUGUUAACAAUGUGCUUAUUUACACAUUUGUGAUUACUCACUGUCAAGUGGUAUUCUUACCACUAAUGAGUCAAUUGUUUGGGUCAUUGUUUGGAUCCAGAGUGAUCGGUCAGAAGGGUAUUUUACCAAAUGUAGUCCUUCUCAACCAUGGAAGUGAAGAGUCUUUAUAUCUCUGAUUGCUUCCGAUGUUCUCAGCAUCACCCUCGCCAUGUAGGACAUUGCAACAGAAAUAGCGGUAGUAGAGAGAUCUACCUGUCUGUCACAUAGAAGGAGUUGAUCUAAGGGCAGGCCAGAGGCUCAAUGCUCCUUUGGGUGUGUGAGUCUAGUGCCUAACCUUCUCUGCCAGGGCUCUAUGGCAUCAUAGUUGGCCUUUGCUUUUACUGCCUCCAGCCCCUCUGCCACCUAGUUUAGCUCGUUGCCGUUGGCGCUGUGAUUUGCCACAGGCAUGCCUAUAUGAGGUCACUCCCGACAGGAUUGUGUCUCUGUGUCCUUCUAUAAUAGCUCAUUUAACCCAUUUUAAGCCCAUCAGUCACAAUAUCGGGGGGGGUAAAUGUUGUACUUUACAGGCUCUAGAGAAGUUAAAGUUGUACUUAUCAAAAAUAAGUAUUAUAUUAUGAAUGUGUCUAGUGUGAUUCAGAGAUGUUUCAUACGAUUUUUCAAAAUGGUCACAAGACCACAAGCAUUCAUCUACAAGGUGUACUUUUACAGAAACAUUUGGUACUCGAAGUCUGUAUUCAACUGUUUAAAAAAUCAAAUACAUUGUUGAAAUGUUCAAAUAUUGUCCUUGUACCUGUCAUUUUUAAAGGGUCUAGUUUACAUAUGUGCCUUCAUUUUUGAUACAUUGCACCCCUGAUGCUCGUGGUAUAUGAAAAUAUCUUAUUGGUCACAUGUGUGACCAAUGGGAAAAUAUAGUGGCUCUAAAUUCAUAGCAGAUUAUUUAUUUUUCAAUAGAUUGAAGUUGAGUUAGAUAAUGGAUAUACAUGUUCAAGAUGAUCUUGUAGAUGAUUUUACCAUUAUCCAUUAGCCAAACACAUAUUUAAAUCAAUGAUUUUAAUUGUAAAUGUCAUAUUGUGUUAUUUCAGGGAGAAUUGGCCAUGUGUAGACCCAUACACUCAAUUAGUGUAAUAUAACUGAAAUAUAUAAUGUAAAUAGGUGUGUUUAGUAUCUCUUUCACAAGGAUAGACCUGGUUUAUCAGAGUACUGGGACAUAGCCACAGGUGUAGACCUGGUUUUUAUGGGUAUUUGGGCUGAGAUAUGGAGGUGUAGAUCUGGUUUAAAUUAGUAUUGGGACUCAAUCAAAGGUGUAAACCUGGUUUGUACUUGAGCUGAGGUGCAGGGGUAGACCUGGUUUACAGUUUGAGUAUUCCGGCUCAGGCCAGGCUAAGUUGACUAAUUGGAUUCAAGCACAGGUGCGGACUUUAGGUACCGUGUGUAAUUUGGCCCUGAAGUACAGGUAUAGACCUGUGUAUAAAUUGGGACUGUUAUGUGGAAUUACAUUUUUAUGACAAUUGGGGCUCACAUGUAACAGUAGACCAGUUGUACAGAUGAAGUCGGAAGUUUACAUACACCUUAGCCAAAUUACAUUUAAACUCAGUUUUUCACAAUUCCUGAUAUUAAAUCUAGUAGAAAUUCAGUGUCUUAGGUCAGUUAGGAUCACCACUUUAUUUUAAGAAUGUGAAAUAAUAGUAGAGAGAAUUAUUUAUUCCAGCAUUUAUUUCUUUCAUCACAUUCCCUGUGGGUCAGAAGUUUACAUAAACUCAAUUAGUAUUUGGUAGCAUUGCCUUUUAAAUUGUUUAACUUCGGUCAAAUGUUUCUGGUAGCCUUCCACAAGCUUCCCACAAUAAGUUGGGUGAAUUUUGUCUCAUUCCUCCUGACAGAGCUGGUGUAACUGAGUCAGGUUUGUUGGCCUCCUUCCUUGCACACACUUUUUUAGUUCUGCCCACAAAUUUUCUAUAGGAUUGAGGUCACGUCUUUGUGAUGGCCACUCCAAUACCUUGACUAUGUUGUCCUUAAGCCAUUUUGCUACAACUUUGGAAGUAUGCUUGGGAUCAUUGUCCAUUUAAAGACCCAUUUGCAACCAAGCUAUAAAUUCCUGACUGAUGUCUGGAGAUGUUGCUUCAAUAUAUCCACAUAAUUUUCCUCCUCAUGAUACCACCUAUUUUGUGAAGUGCACCAGUCUCUCCUGCAGCAAAGCACCCCCACAACAUGUUGCUGCCACCCUCGUGCUUCACGUUUGGGAUGGUGUUCUUCGGCUUGCAAGCCUCCCCCUUUUUCCUCCAAACAUAACAAUGGUCAUUAUGGCCAAAUGGUUCUAUUUUUGUUUCAUCAGACCAGAGGACAUUUCUCCACAAAGUACGAUCUUUGUCCCCAUGUGCAGUUGCAAACCGUAGUCUGGCUUUUUUAUGGCGGUUUUGGAAAAGUGGCUUCUUCCUUGCUGAGCGGCCUUUCAGGUUAUGUCGAUAUAGGACUCGUUUUACUGUGGAUAUAGAUACUUUUGUACCUGUUUCCUCCAGCAUCUUCACAAGGUCCUUUGCUGUUGUUCUGGGAUUGAUUUGCACUUUUUGCACCAAAGUACGUUCAUCUCUAGGAGACAGAACGCGUUUCCUUCCUGAGCGGUAUGAAGGCUGUGUGGUCCCAUGGUGUUUAUACUUGCGUACUAUUUUUGUACAGAUGAACGUGGUACCGUCAGUCGUUUGGAAAUUGCCCCCAAGGAUGAACCAGACUUGUGGAGGUCUACAAUUUUGUUUCUGAGGUCCUGGCGGAUAUAUUUGGAUUUUCCCAUAAUGUCAAGCAAUGUCAAGCAAAGAGGCACUGAGUUUGAAGGUAGGCCUUGAAAUACAUCCACAGGUACACCUCCAAUUGACUCAAAUGAUGUCAAUUAGCCUAUCAGAAGCUUCUAAAGCCAUGACGUCAUUUUCUGGAAUUUUCCAAGCUGUUUAAAGGCACAGUCAACUUAGUGUAGGUAAACUUCUGACCCACUGGAAUUGCGUUACAGUGAAAGAUUACUUCACUUAUGUCUGUUAACAAUUGUUGGAAAAAUUACUUGUGUUAUGCACAAAGUAGAUGUCCUAACCGAUUUGCCAAAUGACGAAGUGUAUGUCAACCUCCGACCUCAACUGUAUGUACAGUAUAUAUAUAUAUAUAUUACACACACAUUUUAUGUCCAUUAAAAUAACAUAAAAUUGAUCAGAAAUACAGUGUUGACAUUGUUAAUGUUGUAAAUGACUAUUGUAGCUGGAAAUGGCUGAUUUUUAAUGGAAUAUCUACAUAGGCGUACAGAGGCCCAUUAUCAGGAACCAUCACGCCUGUGUUCCAAUGGCACAUUGCGUUAGCUAAUCCAAGUUUAUUAUUUUAAAAGGCUAAUUGAGCAUUAGAAAACCCUUUUGCAAUUAUGUUAGCACAGAUAAACUGUUGUACUGAUUUAACAAAGCAAUAAAAUGUGCCUUCUUUAGA
Molecule: messenger RNA, 10916 nt
Organism: Oncorhynchus keta (chum salmon)
Lineage: Eukaryota; Metazoa; Chordata; Actinopteri; Salmoniformes; Salmonidae
Product: AP2-associated protein kinase 1-like
Exons: 21
Coding region: 939-4541 (1200 amino acids)
Biological process (GO): protein phosphorylation
Molecular function (GO): ATP binding; protein kinase activity
Source: RefSeq, a predicted model, not a curated record